AUGAAUAACAUUAAAGCCUCAUAUACUUUAUUUGCUUUCAUUAGGAAUUGGAGAUUUCGAUCCCAAGUUUUGUGUGCAUAAACUAUUUUUAUCAUCAUAGUAAUCUUGAUUGGAACAGGGUACUUUAUAUUUGCCUAAAGUUUUCUAAUUUAGGAAAUCUCUCAUUAGUCUUUUAUUAUAUUGGCAUAAAGAAUUCUUAGUAAACAAAGUUAUAUAUAUUCUGUUUUGAAUAAAAAAUAAUUACAGUAAGGGUUGAUGUUAACUAAUACAACAUUGAAAGUUAUUAAUUCAUUAUUUGAAUAAUAAUAAAGCACGAACAUUAGAUUUUAAUAUCAUAUUAAUAGUUGUGAUGAGUUUGAAAGUCCCUCAAGUUUUUUCUCUUAAUUUGCUAAUAGUUCUUGUUAUUGUUAUGGAAUGCCAUACAACGCUACCGAAUACUCUUAACACCAAGAUAAAAUGUCUCUAGGAAAUUUACUAAUAUAAACAGCUCUGAUACAAAAUAAACUUUAUCGAACCUAUUUUGCAUCCAAUACAAAAGAUUAAUUUUACGUUUUUUAACCAUGCAAAUAUUAUCCAUCAACUUAUAAUCCUUCAUUUAGACCCUGGUAUAUUUACCAUAAUCAGAGUCUAAAUGAGGUUUAAAACUCAUAACCCUAUUUUGCAUUCAGCGGAGGUAUCACUUUAACUAAAACUCUUAAUCUCAGAGGACUUAACAAUGAAGUCAAGGGCGUCAUUGGGACUGAUAUUAUAAUGAAAAUCUUUUUUCCUUAAGAUGAAUCAUAUCCUUAUAAUUUUGUUCUAAUUGAUUCUGAUGGUCAUAUACUUUUGAGCAAUCAUUACACUAUAAAUUCAACGAUCGUUGACUUAUAUUAUAAUUAAUCAGUCACAGGAUUUGAUUCUUAAGAUUUUUAAACUAUUAUGAAUUUUUCAAAGGGAUUAAAUUAUGAAAAUUACUGUGAGAUUCCAAUUAAUCAAACCUUAUGUCUACUUGACAAAACUAAUAACAAAGAUUACUAUGUAAAAGUGUAGAAAUUAGAUUAGGAAAAUUAUUAUUUAAUUAGUAAAUUCGAUUAAGCUUAAUACAAGAGUAAUGUUGAUAUGUUGAUUGAUGAAGUAAAUGCAUAAAGCUAGAAAAUCAUUUAAGAUUUUGUGUUAGGUAUAUUGAUUUCUCUUUUGUUGUGUGGUUGUUGUUAUUUAGUCACAAUAUUUAUUUUAGAAAAGCCAUUAUAUAAAUUAAUGAAUCUAUCCCUUAGACGGAAUUAAAUGCUCUCAUCUAUUUUUUAAUAAAUAAAAUUGUAACACUUUACUAAUGAUACCAUAGAUAAAUUGGCAGAUGCAUUUACAGGAUUAAUAAACUACGACAAUCGUUUAAAAAAUACAUUUAAUAACUCAACUAAAUAAGAAUUAGAGGAAAUAUUCAGUUAUUUGCCUUAGAAUAUAACUGUUACUCGAACUUUAUUAUUACUUAUCUAAGAAAAGCUACCUGAUUAUAAAAAAUAGAAUAAAUCACUUUUCUAUUUAAAUACGCUUGAUAACCUUAAAGAAAUCAAAGAAUUCUUGAUAAAUGAAAGAAAAAUUCUUUCAAUCUGA
This is a messenger RNA of Paramecium tetraurelia, 1590 nucleotides long. RefSeq lists its product as uncharacterized. The transcript is spliced from 2 exons. The record is from RefSeq and is a predicted model, not a curated record. NCBI's taxonomy places the organism in Eukaryota, Ciliophora, Oligohymenophorea, Peniculida, Parameciidae.